This is a messenger RNA of Zea mays, 2443 nucleotides long. RefSeq names its product CPL3. The record is from RefSeq and is a predicted model, not a curated record. The transcript is spliced from 9 exons. Gene Ontology annotation, cellular component: nucleus. The coding region runs from base 384 to 1985 and encodes 533 amino acids. Gene Ontology annotation, molecular function: RNA polymerase II CTD heptapeptide repeat phosphatase activity. NCBI's taxonomy places the organism in Eukaryota, Viridiplantae, Streptophyta, Magnoliopsida, Poales, Poaceae.
AUGAGUACAAAUAUUUAUAGACCAUUAGAUGGACCGGAUUACAAUAAAAAAUUAAGCCAUACUUACGCCCAGAUUAACCCUAAUGCUUUAGAAACUUCUCAUAGAUCUCCUGUUCUACUGCUACACAGUACUCGCAUCUGCUCCGUCAUGACUCAUGACACCGUAGCUUCCUUCCUCGCCGUCGCCAAAUGCUGCAGGCCGCCUCCAUGAGGUGCUAGGGUUCCCUGGCCGACGCCACGACCGUCGCACCCGGCCGCCUCCGUCCCUGCGGGCCUUCGCCACCGCCCUCGCCAAACGUCCCGAGCUAGGGUUCCUCACAGCUUCUCCCAAGCGCCCUCCAGUCUCACCAACCCUUCUGCGGUUCUGCCCUUGGCGCCGCGCCCAUGAGCCUCACCGAGGCGCCGUCCCCGUCCCCGUCGUCGUCGAGCGGGAGCGAUGACUUCGCGGCCUUCCUCGCCUCCGAGCUCGAGCUCACCUCCGGUGCUGACUCCGCCUUCCCUGGUGACCCCUCCUCCGUUUUCCCCGCCACCGACGACGAGGGCGAGGACGAGGAUCCGGAGGAGCUAGAGGUUGAAGCCAUAGAACAAAACGGUACCAAAAGGCGUAGAGUAGAGGAACAAUGCCAAGAUCAAGGAACAUCAGUUAGGCCUGACAAAAUCCCCACUGGCGCAUCUAAAAUUGUUCAGGUUGAGGCAUGUCCACAUCCUGGACAUUUUGGUGGACUUUGCAUUAUCUGUGGCAAGCCACAAGACGAGGAAGAUGUUUCAGGAGUUGCUUUUGGUUACAUCCACAAGGGCUUGAGGCUAGGUACCUCAGAAAUUGACAGACUACGUGGUGCUGAUUUGAAGAAUCUGUUGCGUGAAAGAAAAUUAGUACUCAUUUUGGACCUGGAUCACACAUUGAUCAACUCCACCAAACUCCAAGACAUUUCUUCUGCCGAAAAAGAUUUGGGUAUUCAGUCUGCUGCUUCAAAAGAUGAUCCAAAUAGAAGCAUCUUCGCACUAGAUUUAAUGCCGAUGCUCACAAAGUUGAGACCAUUUGUCCGAGAAUUUCUGAAAGAAGCAAGCAAUAUGUUUGAGAUGUAUAUAUACACGAUGGGUGACAAAGCCUAUGCAAUUGAAAUUGCAAAGCUUCUUGACCCUAGUAACAUAUAUUUUCCUUCAAAAGUGAUUUCAAACUCAGAUUGCACUCAGCGACAUCAGAAAGGUCUUGAUGUGAUUCUUGGAGCUGAAAGUGUUGCAGUGAUUCUUGAUGACACUGAGUAUGUAUGGCAGAAGCAUAAAGAGAACCUGAUUCUGAUGGAGAGAUAUCAUUUCUUUGCUUCAAGCUGCCGCCAAUUUGGUUUUGGUGUUAGGUCUUUGUCAGAAUCGUUGCAAGAUGAAAGGGAGAGUGAUGGUGCUUUGGCUACCGUUUUAGAUGUCUUGAAGCGCAUACACGCUACUUUCUUUGACAUGGCUGCUGAAACUGAUCUUUCUUCACGGGAUAUAAGACAGGUGAUCAAGACGUUACGGAAGGAAAUACUGCAAGGAUGCAAAAUAGUCUUCAGUCGGGUGUUCCCAAACAAUACACGCCCACAGGAGCAGAUGGUCUGGAAGAUGGCCGAGUAUCUGGGUGCCGUUUGCGUUAAAGAUGUGGAUCCCAGUGUCACCCAUGUUGUAACUGUGGAUCUGGGAACAGAGAAGGCCCGCUGGGGUCUUAACAACAAGAAGUUCUUGGUCCACCCACGCUGGAUUGAAGCAGCAAAUUUCCGGUGGCAUAGGCAACCGGAGGAAGAUUUUCCUGUCACUGCCCCUAAGGAAAAGAGCAAAGAGAAAGAUAGUGAUAAUGAUGUGGCUGGCAAGAAGGAAACGAGCGAGGAUAAAGAGAAUACUGCAGCUGGCAUGAAGGAAACGAGGAACGAUGAAGGAAAUGUAACCGGUAAAGACAAAGCUGAUGCCAAAGAAAACGUUGUGACCACAUCUGCUACGUGUCCUGCAGACUCGUAGUCUGUGUUGGGCUCCAAAGGCUUUAGAUCUGUCCAUAAAAAAAAGACGUUACAUCUGCUCCAUUGCAAAUUUUGCUGCUGACCUGAAGCUGAUUGGGCCUCCGGCCAUAUAACUUACGCUACGAUGAAACUAUAGGAGUUGAAGCAAACUGAUGUCUUUAUGGGACAAUUUUUGGUGAAUCCGUGCGACUAUGUGCGCAGAUGUACUUAAGUUUGUGCCUGCUUCGGUAGGUACUGCCCCCUGAUGUAAGCAUUCGUGAUCGCUAGUGGAACUACGUUAUUCUAGUUGAAAAAAAAUGUUCCACACAUUAAUUCUUGCACUGGAAAAGGCAUAGGCAAGGUCGCUAUGAUGUUGCCAUACAUUGAGUACGAAGUGAUAUGUUUUCCGGCGGAGCUGUAGGGGUUUUCGUUAUAGUGAUGAAUUGAUGAUGACAAAAAUAAAUUCCGUCAUUUCUUUUA